CUUGGUGCUCUUCGAAGACACCCCCAUAUUCCAAAUCUUGGUAGUCCAAAAGAAGGGGAGGGACAGAAUGGUGGAGUGAGAAGCUCCAGCAUAAAACAUGUUUUCAAUCUGAAGGCAUCCUAGUGCGUCUGAGUAGAUUUUUGAAAUUUGAGUUCUGGAAAGAGGUCUUUGCUCCAAUGGGGCAGAUUGUAAACAGCAGGUAUUACUGCUUCCUCCUGGCCCCUCUGGAAGUGGACUCUCCAGAAGUCAGAGAGAACAGACGGUAAAUGGAAUCAUAAGUGUAAAGGCACAGUUGUUGUGCUACCAAAAUGCGAAUCCAAACAACUCAAGAAGAAGGAAGAAAUGCUUGAAGGAGGAGAGAGGAGAUCCAGAGGAGAGAAAACCAUAAGAAGAAUGCAAGACAAAGGCAUCCGACAUGCUCAAGCCCAGAGACCCUGGAGGUUCGUCCUUCCUAAAAGUGGACCCAGCCUACUUGCAGCACUGGCAGCAACUCUUCCCGCAGAGCGCCCCGCUUAAGGGCGGCGGCGGCGGCGGCGGCGUCUUGGGCCAGCCGCCGCCGUUGCCCCUGCCGCCUCCGGCGCCCGAGCGCAUUGAGACCGUGGCCGACAGCUUCCGCCCGCGCCCUGCCUCCUUGUCCUCUUCGGCCUCCUCCGCCUCCUCCACUCCGGCUUCUUCGACCACCUCAACCGCAGCCUCUGCCUCUUCGUCCUGCGCCGCCGCUUCUGCGGCCACUGCAGCCUCCCUGGCCGGACUGGCCGCUCUGCCAGUGGCCCAGCUCCCGGUCUUCGCGCCGCUCUCCAGCUCCGAGGUGCUGCCCUCGGGAGCUCUGCAGGGCAAGGACCUGUGUGUCGGCUCCUGCUCGGGCUCCGGCUCUAAGUGUAGCAGCGGGGCCGCCGCCUGCGACAGGGGAAUCACUCGAUUCCGCUGCACAGCAGAGGAGCUGGACUAUUACCUGUAUGGACAGCAGCGCAUGGAGAUCAUACCCCUCAACCAACACACCAGCGACCCCAAUAACCGUUGCGACAUGUGCGCUGACAACCGUAAUGGCGAAUGCCCCAUGCACGGCCCCCUGCACUCCCUUCGCCGUCUGGUGGGUACCAGUAGCACGGCCGCCGCCGCGCCCCCCCCAGAGAUGCCCGAGUGGCUUCGAGACCUGCCUCGAGAAGUGUGUCUGUGCACCAGCACCGUUCCAGGCCUGGCGUAUGGUAUCUGUGCUGCACAGAGAAUCCAGCAGGGCACCUGGAUCGGACCAUUUCAGGGAGUGCUUCUCCCCCCAGAAAAGGUGCAAGCGGGAGCUGUCAGAAACACCCAGCAUCUCUGGGAGAUAUAUGACCAAGAUGGGACACUACAGCACUUUAUUGAUGGUGGGGAGCCUAGUAAGUCAAGCUGGAUGAGAUAUAUUCGAUGUGCGAGGCACUGCGGGGAACAGAAUCUCACAGUAGUACAGUACAGGUCAAAUAUAUUCUACCGAGCCUGUAUCGAUAUCCCCAGGGGCACUGAACUUCUGGUGUGGUACAAUGACAGCUACACAUCUUUCUUUGGGAUCCCUUUACAAUGCAUUGCCCAGGAUGAAAACUUGAAUGUCCCUUCAACUGUAAUGGAAGCCAUGUGCAGACAAGACACCCUGCAGUCCUUUAACAAAAGCAGCAAGCUCUCUCCUGCCACACCACAGCGCUCUGUAGUUUUCCCACAGACUCCAUGUAGCCGGAAUUUCUCUCUCCUGGAUAAGGCUGGGCCCAUCGAGUCAGGAUUUAAUCAAAUCAAUGUAAAAAACCAGCGAGUUCUUGCAAGCCCAACUUCAACCAGCCAACUCAACUCUGAGUUUAGUGACUGGCACCUUUGGAAAUGUGGGCAAUGCUUUAAGACAUUCACUCAGCGGAUCCUUUUACAGAUGCACGUAUGCACCCAGAACCCUGACAGACCCUACCAGUGUGGUCACUGCUCCCAGUCCUUCUCCCAGCCUUCUGAACUGAGGAAUCAUGUGGUUACCCACUCCAGUGACAGACCUUUCAAGUGUGGCUAUUGCGGUCGUGCCUUUGCUGGGGCUACCACCCUCAACAACCAUAUCAGAACUCAUACUGGAGAAAAACCCUUCAAGUGCGAGAGGUGUGAGAGGAGCUUCACGCAGGCCACCCAGCUGAGUCGACACCAACGGAUGCCCAAUGAGUGCAAGCCAAUAACAGAGAGCCCAGAAUCAAUUGAAGUGGAUUAACUGAUUGACUGGUUGGAAUUAAACUGCAAGGAAAGUCAUGAUUAAAUGUCACGGACACUUAAGCAAAACCAAAGAUUUCCUCUGAGCAACUUUCAAUCAGCCCCAGAAAACCAAAAGCAGUAAUAAAAUAAGUAAGAUGUUAAGAGAUAUUGAUCCUGGCAUGGAAGUGAGACCAGGAAAGAAAUUAUUUAUUUAUGACUAGGGAUGAGACUUAUUUCAGUGGACAAGUAACCUGGG
This is a messenger RNA of Sarcophilus harrisii (Tasmanian devil), 2449 nucleotides long. It is a transcript of the gene PRDM6, whose product is annotated as PR/SET domain 6. The coding region runs from base 416 to 2212 and encodes 598 amino acids. Gene Ontology annotation, cellular component: nucleus. Lineage: Eukaryota; Metazoa; Chordata; Mammalia; Dasyuromorphia; Dasyuridae. The transcript is spliced from 8 exons. The record is from RefSeq and is a predicted model, not a curated record. Gene Ontology annotation, molecular function: histone methyltransferase activity; protein binding.